ACUAAUUAAAGGCCGAGCUGAUUAAAUGGCGGCAUCAUUAGCAGACAGCAGAUUCAGGUAAUCCUCAUGAGCUCAAAAACUCUCUCUGCUGCGAUAGAGAAAAAUAUUAGACGUCUCGGUCUGACUGACUUCCCCUGCGGAAAUGGCCCCUGGAGGCGGGCCAAAAAUGGUCCAGAUGAAGCGGAAACAGAGUCACCAGAUGUCCUGCUGGACCUGCUGAGGUACCCUCGCUCUCCAUGGAUGUACAGUGAGACCUGGAGCCCUCAAGCUUCAGAGCUGAGAGAGCUGGCUGUGAAAGAACCGAAGCGCCUCAGCAAGAAUUUCAUACUGAACUACUUUACAACAAUACGGAUCACUGGCAAAAAUGUCUCAUCUAUUGACAAAGGCUUGUUGAAGUUCUCAAAGCUGGAGGAACUUGUCCUGAGCGGCAACUUGAUCUCAGAAAUUCCUGCGAAGCAUCUUCCCAGCACGUUGAAGAUUUUGGAGCUGCGUGCAAAUCGAUUGUCUUCGCUGAGCGACCUCGCAAGCUGUCCGCCUCCUCAGCUGCAGUACCUGGGCCUCGGAUCAAACAGCCUGGGUUCCCAUCAAGACAUCUGCGAUCUUACAGGAAGACACUGGCCCCAUCUGGCGUGUUUGGACCUCAGCAACUGUAACUUCCAAGAGCAGCAAUUUCUGGUAGCCACCUUAGAAACUCUCCCAUGCCUCAAGACCCUGACGCUUAAGGGCAACCCCUUCACAAUGACGCCAUCGUAUCCAGGUUUCACUGUCGACAGCCUGCCGCAGAUCAGCUGCUUGGACUCCUCAUGGCUCACCACAGAGGAAAGGUAUAAUUUCUUCGGCUUGGCCAGGAUGAAUGAUCUGGUGGAGGACGUGGCAUCAGUCACACUGAGUCUGACCAGGCUGAGGGGAAUACCAGACCCACUGAUGCAUGUGGAUAAAAAGGCUGUUGAGUUUCCAAUUGUCACCUACAAAUACUUCAUCUCAUACCAGUUCUUUAGUCAUCCUACGCCUGGUUAUCAGGGAGAAGACGGUGAAUUUAAACUGGACACGUCGUCUCGUGUAGCAGAGGACAAGUCUGUCUGUCCAGACCCAGGAUCAGAUAGAAACACUGGGGAAAACGUGUCCAUCCCGGACACUGCCGUCCCCGCAGUCAAUGCUGAUGGAUCUGAACAACUGUCACUGUGCGCAACACCAAAACUGUCCUUUUCCGAGUGUGUGAACUUGAAUUACACACUGACAUACAGCAUCAGCUGCCUGGGAGGCCUGAAGAAAUUCUUUACUCAUGGACUUCGUCUCAACCUAAUGGAGGAAAAGACUCUAUCGUGGCCUGCGCCCUCUGAAGAAGCCCAGCAGGUCAAACCCAGCCCAGCUAAAGGGAAGAAAGACAAGAAAGAAGAGAAAGUUAAAACGCCUCCCAAACCUAAAAACAAAAAGAAAAAAGGUCCUCCAGAACUGGUCCACGAUCCACCUAUCAGAAAACUACUCAACUCAGUUCACAUCCCCAUGCAAAGCCUGGUCGAUGGGGGUCAAAGGGUCAAUACUGUCUGCGACUUUGGUCCGCUGCAGGUAGAGCCUCCACCGAAACAGGAGGAGGAAACUGACAAGAAAACGAAAGGAAACAAGAAAAAGGACAAGGAAGCAAAGCAGAAACAAAAUAAAAACGCCGAACCUCAGAAAAAUCCAAAAGGGAAGGGGAAAGACGCAAAGAAACGUGACACGGAUGAACACACAAUCCAGCCCGUCCCGGUCCCACCGGUACCGGUGACUGUGGAGCUGAGCGUGGAGCUGGAGAAAUGGAAGACGGCGUCUGAAGCUUUUCGUGUCGUAACGCAUGUAGAAAACAGCUAAAUCACAGAGCUGAGGUUGACAUGAAAGUAUUCAUGAAAAAAUAUGAAUGUGUUCUUCAAGCCAUGAGAACUUUACUUCAGUGGUAUGAAAUUAAAUGCACAGCUGACCAAUUUACACAGCAGCAUUUUCUCAGCAUGGUGUAAAAAAACAUCUACAUCAAUUUCCCUGUAGGAAGGAGUCAUGAUGCUGCCUUCACCGUGUAUCACCAUGGUGAUGUGAAUUCAGGGUGAUGUGCAGAGUAGUUCUCUAAUCCUAAUUAUAUUUUUUCACAAGUUCACCGUUUCCACAUCAGUGCUCUUUUGGCUGACCUGUCAGUUUACAUGAAUGUCUUGUUUGCAUCUGAGCCAUAAUUUAUUCUUUAAUGAUUUGAAAUAUCCAGACUUUAACAACCUUUUAUGACCCAACUCUGCUUUAAACUUUUCCACAACUCUAAUGUUCACAAACAGAAACCCUGGACUGAGAGAUUAAAUUACACACAGAAGAACUUUUCUGGAAAUUACUGGUUGCACUGAAUUUUAUUUAGGGGUACCAGCAGUAAGAAGGCUGAGACUUGAGGCACACUGUAAUUUGUGAAUUUUUAAAAACACUUCCUUGCGCUUCAUAGCCGAGCCCAUCCGAAAACAUUUACAAGGCUCUGCACUGCAAAAGAAAAGAGGGGAAAGAAAACACACAAAACCUUAUCAAGUGUUUUUGGUCUAGUUUCUAAUAUAAAUAUCUUGGUUCCGUCUUAUUUCAGGUGUACCAACUAAUAAACGUUCCAGCACAAAACAAUCAUUUAAGUAAUAUAUCAUUAUCAAUAUAAUUCCUUAAUAUUGAUGAAAAUUACUAGCACCACUGGCAGAUUAUUUCACUUAUAAGCUAGCACCUUUUCAUC
Molecule: messenger RNA, 2722 nt
Organism: Xiphophorus maculatus (southern platyfish)
Lineage: Eukaryota; Metazoa; Chordata; Actinopteri; Cyprinodontiformes; Poeciliidae
Gene: lrrc43
Product: leucine rich repeat containing 43
Exons: 12
Coding region: 67-1848 (593 amino acids)
Molecular function (GO): protein binding
Source: RefSeq, a predicted model, not a curated record